AUGACAUCUUCAGGUUUCAUUCUGGCCGUGAUCUUCAUCAUGAAAUGCCAAGCCUAUGACUUCAUCAACUGGGUUGGCAUCAAGUGCAGACAAUAUGCCUUUUGCAGCUCUGCACUGCGAGACAUGGAGUUUGGGUUUUGGAACAGCCAGGGUCCAGUGUCCUUGAAUAUUAUCCAACAUGGCUUUACUUCUUGCGGGCUCGACACUGUUCAAAGGGCACCGGCAGCUUCUGAAGGUGACGGCCUUUUCAAAGCAGCAAGGCUGGAAGAGGUAGUGGCCUACCUUCGGGACAUGGAAGCUGAGCUCGCCCAACUUGACCUUGAGCUGUCUGAGGAGCUUCAGGUGAAUGACUUGUCCGUCCAGCUGGCUUUGGCUCUUGGUGAGGACAUCAAACCCAAAUUGGAGGGGGAGGACAACACUGGCCCCAUCGGAGAUGUGUUUGAUGGAAGCGCAUCCCCGAAAGACCCCAGCGAUGAAACCAAUGAUGGGAAGAAGCGUAUCAUCACACGUCGUGUUACCUGCAUGCACGAGAAGCUGCGAAAUGCGGCUAAAGCCAGGAUCAGAAGGAUGGUCGCGGAAAAGCGAAAGAGGACUGAUUUACAGGUUCCAGCAUGGCUCAAGAGGGAGUGGGAGAAAGGGACAGACCAGAAGGAACAGAUGGCUGAGUGUCUCCAAGCCGUCAACUGGGACAAGACGAAAUUCGUUGACGAGAUGGAGCGGAUCAUCACUUCCCGCAAGAAGGUCACGGUCAAAAAGGAAGUAGGGUGGUAUACAGAGGCUGAGAUGAAAUCAGAGCUUAAGUGGGCACAGUCCCGGGCAACUGCAGCGAAGAGCUACUGCACUGAUCCAGCCCGCGUUGCAACCCAUUCCCGGAAGAACCUUUAUGACGGCCUGAUGGAGUACUGGGUCACCGUGCGUGAGUCUGGUUCCUUUGAGGAAGAGCAUGAGGCUGAUGGACCAGUUGAAGUUCCGGCUGAAAGCUUCAGUAAUGUGCAGGCUUUGAUGGAUAAGGAUUCGCAGUCAACUGUCCCAGCUCCAGGGGAUGCAAAUUCGAAGGGUGCUGAGGUGGUGGAACACGGCCCAUGUCCAGUCGCGCGACUGCUGCAGAGCAAAAGGAAGUCAAAGCAGUUUUUGGAGAAGAAGGAUUCUGAACCUCCUACUGGCUCGGUUCCCAAGUCUAAGAGGAAGGAGCGAGAGCAGUCGACCAAUCCUGAACCCCGAAGAAGCAAAAAGGCUAAGAAAGAUAAGAAAGCGAAGAAAGACAAGUGA
Messenger RNA from Cladocopium goreaui, 1269 nucleotides. The record is from the annotation of a GenBank genome assembly. NCBI's taxonomy places the organism in Eukaryota, Dinophyceae, Suessiales, Symbiodiniaceae.